CACAGGCUGUGCUCUCGGGUCGCCGGGCAACGCGAUGCAACAGUCGAGCCGCCAUGUGCGCCGCCGAGGUGGACUCUCUCGUAGCUCAGCGAUUCCGCAUCAAGCGACGACUAGGAAAAGGGGCCUAUGGCAUCGUGUGGAGAGCAGUGGACCGCAGGACAGGCGAGGUGGUGGCCAUCAAGAAGAUCUUCGAUGCCUUCAGGGAUAAGAUGGACGCGCAGAGGACGUUCCGGGAGAUCAUGCUUCUUCAGGAGUUUGAAGGCCAUCCCAACAUUAUCCGCCUCCUGGACGUGAUCCGAGCACAGAAUGACCGGGACAUCUACCUGGUGUUCGAAUCCAUGGACAUAGACCUGGGCACCGUGAUCGCCAAGGGCUCAUUGCUGCAGGAUGCCCACAAACGCUACAUCUUCUACCAGCUGCUGCGGGCCACCCAGUCCAUCCACGCCAGCCACGUCAUCCAUCGUGACCAGAAGCCGUCCAAUGUCCUGCUGGACGCCAACUGUCUAGUGAAGCUCUGUGACUUCGGCCUGGCCCGGCCCCUUGGUGGUGAGGCCGAGGGGUCUGGAGGCCAGGCCCUGACAGAGUACGUGGCCACACGCUGGUACCGUGCCCCGGAGGUGCUGCUCUCCUCGCCCUGGUACACCCCGGGGGUGGAUAUGUGGAGCCUGGGCUGCAUCCUGGGCGAGAUGCUGCGGGGGAGGCCCCUGUUCCCGGGCACGUCCACGCUGCACCAGCUGGAACUCAUCCUGCAGGCUAUUCCACUGCCCAGUGAGGCUGACCUGCUGGCUCUAGGCUCCAGCUACAGCUCAUUGGUUCUACAUCACCUGGGCGCCCGACCUCGGCAGGAGCUGCACGCCCUCCUACCGCCGGACACUCCCGCGCAAGCGCUGGAUCUCCUGCAGCGGCUGUUGGUGUUCGCUCCGGACAAGCGACUGAGCGCUGCGCAGGCCCUGCGGCACCCCUACGUGCAGAGGUUCCACUGCCCCGGCCAGGAGUGGACGCGAGAGGCGGCCGUCCGGCUGCCAGCACCCGGACAGCUCCAGCUCUCAGCGGCGGAGUACCGCGACCGUCUCUACCAGAUGCUACUGCAGCGCAGACACCGCGGAAGCGGCCGGACACCCGAGGGCUCGGGCUGCACGCCGCCGGGGACAGAGCGCAGGGCCUCGCGGGCCCGGCCUGCGCAGGAGCCCGCACCCCGGCUUCAGGGAGGCUGCCGCCAUGACGGCGAGCGCGAAGUCCCCGGGCGGCGCCCGGCCCCCCGACUGCAACUCCCAGCCCCAGCGAGGGCGCAUCGGCCACCGGAGGUGCCUUCUGCCCCGGCAGGGGUGAGGCCAGGCGCGGGGGCACCGGCGCCCUCCCUGACCUCGGAGGCCACAGCCCAGGCGGCUAACCGCGUUCUGCUCCGUGACUACCGGACGCGGGCCAGCAGCCGGGGCCCUCGGCGCUCUCCCCCGGCCCGCCCACAGCCACCUCUGUGCGCCCAGGUGCCUCUCCGCGAGGCUGCCGAGCCUCGGCCGGGACGGAAACAGUUUGGCUCGGCCGCCUCGCAGGGGGUGCAGGGCGCCGCCCGGGCCGCGCUCGGAGGCUACUCCCAGGCCUACGGGACCGUCUGCGGCUCGGCACUGGCCCGCCUGCCCCUGCUCCCGGGGCCGCGCGCCUAGCCGCCU
Ochotona princeps (American pika) is the source of this 1667-nucleotide messenger RNA. RefSeq names its product mitogen-activated protein kinase 15 (gene MAPK15). Lineage: Eukaryota; Metazoa; Chordata; Mammalia; Lagomorpha; Ochotonidae. Gene Ontology annotation, cellular component: cytoplasm; nucleus. Gene Ontology annotation, biological process: protein phosphorylation; intracellular signal transduction. The transcript is spliced from 13 exons. Gene Ontology annotation, molecular function: MAP kinase activity; ATP binding. The coding region runs from base 54 to 1661 and encodes 535 amino acids. The record is from RefSeq and is a predicted model, not a curated record.